Messenger RNA from Rubroshorea leprosula, 596 nucleotides. The record is from the annotation of a GenBank genome assembly. NCBI's taxonomy places the organism in Eukaryota, Viridiplantae, Streptophyta, Magnoliopsida, Malvales, Dipterocarpaceae.
UAAAAGUUCAGUUAAAAAAAUUUACGUGAUUAUUUUACAUAAAAAAAUAUUAAGAGAGUGCAAAAAAAGACGACUGCAUUCAACAGUCUUCUUCGGCUUAAACACUGACACGGCGCAAUGAUAUAUCAGAUCAUUAACUUGCUAGCAACUUCGAAACCAGAUCCAUUACCAUCCUUUUCCUUCGAUUUCAAUUUUAACCAGUCUGUUGGUUCCUAUUUUUCCAAGAAUGGCAGAUGCGCUUGUUUCCGCUAUCUUGGGGCAGCUAGCAACCAUCGGCAGGACAGGAGGUUAAACUGGUCACUGGUGUUGACAAAGAAAUCAACAAGCUCAAGAGCAAUCUUGAGUCCAUCCAGGCUUUGCUUCUUGAUGCUGAGGAAAGGCAGAUCGAGGAUAGAAGCAUCCGGAAUUGGUUGACCAAGCUUAAAGAAGUAUGUUAUGACAUGGAGGAUGUGUUGGAUGAGUGGAACACUGCUUUUUAAAGUUCAAAAUUGAUGACGCAGAUCCGGAAAACUUUGAUCAUUCCAAGGGAAAGGUUCCCUUGCUAGCGAGGAGAAGAGGACGUUCCUGAUUCCCCAGAAUAAACAAAUUGGAAACUG